AGUUGCCAUUUUUUCCCAUUUCAUUGCCACACUCACUCCGAAUACCGUUAGUUGAGCACAAAUUCUAGAGCGAGAGAAACAAAAAAAAUUAGACAAACUACAGAGGCGACCUGAGAUCAGAAAAACCAAAAACCCUAAGCGAUCAAAAACAAAAACACUAUGUGGAGAACACUCUCUUCUCAGCUCCGAACCCUAGCCUCAUCCCGAUCUUCCUCCAAAUUCAACCGAUUCGUCUCCUCCGCCAACCUAUCUUCUUCUCCAUCGCCGUUCCGGUCCGCCGUCAUUCCAUUCUCUCGCCAAUUCGCUUCUGAUUCAGCAGAAAAUGUUGUUUCGAAGAAGAGAGUUGAAGAAGUAAUGCCUAUUGCUACUGGACACGAGCGCGAGGAGCUUGAGGCCGAGCUUCAAGGACGAAGAAUUCUAGAUAUCGACUAUCCAGAUGGUCCUUUCGGUACGAAGGAAGAACCUGCAGUCAUCAAGUCCUACUAUGAUAAAAGAAUUGUGGGAUGUCCUGGAGGUGAAGGGGAAGAUGAGCAUGAUGUCGUUUGGUUCUGGCUAGAGAAAGGCAAGCCACAUGAAUGUCCAGUGUGCACUCAGUACUUCGUGUUGGAAGUGGUUGGCCCAGGAGGACCUCCGGAUGGACACGGUGAUGAUGAGCAUCACUGAUUGCUGAGUCCAGUGUUACUUCCAGAAUAAGAUCUGGUGAGAUGAUGAGAUAGUGUUUGGUAUAUUCUCCAGUUUCAGAAUUCAAAAAGCUUGUGCUUUGUUUGCUUUUGGCGAGUCUUUAAUUCUCAUGGUUGUUGGCUUGGCGACAUUCAAUCUUUAUAACUUUUUCCCCACUCGUUUGGAUGCUAGACCUGGGUUGGUCAUCUAUUGGAAUUACGGAUUCUAUCAGUUUUCUUCAGUACCACACAAAUAAUGGAUGGCUACAUUUAUAUUCAGUCAUAUUCUUUUGUAAUAACGGCCCAAUCUUUUAUCAAACAAGGAGAUUGAUGGUCACCGUGGACUGACUUUGUUUUGUUCUACUAGACGCCUGUCAAACUAUUUCGCCUUUGAAAUCACGCUUUUCAUCGGUAUUGAGAUGGCAAAGGCAUAAUUGUUAUGAUAGUGAAAUUUUUAAUAUUUUCAAUUUUAUCCUGAGAUCAUACUAA
Molecule: messenger RNA, 1148 nt
Organism: Camellia sinensis
Lineage: Eukaryota; Viridiplantae; Streptophyta; Magnoliopsida; Ericales; Theaceae
Product: cytochrome c oxidase subunit 5b-1, mitochondrial
Biological process (GO): mitochondrial electron transport, cytochrome c to oxygen
Cellular component (GO): respiratory chain complex IV; mitochondrial envelope
Source: RefSeq, a predicted model, not a curated record